Molecule: messenger RNA, 2931 nt
Organism: Ictidomys tridecemlineatus (thirteen-lined ground squirrel)
Lineage: Eukaryota; Metazoa; Chordata; Mammalia; Rodentia; Sciuridae
Source: RefSeq, a predicted model, not a curated record
AUGGAUAGAGAGAAGUUUCAGCAGAAGGCUCUGAAGCAAACUAAGCAGAAGAAAUCCAAGUCGGCUGAAUUUCUGAUGGUUAAAGAAGACAGAGCAGCUACAGAAGGCAUUGGAAACCCAGCUUUUAACAUGAGCAGCCCAGAUCUCUCAGCACAUCAGAGUUCAGAAGAGAAAGUGAUUAGACAUGACAUGCUGGAUUGCACCCUUGCAGCUCACCAACAAAGAUCCAGGCUGCCAGCCCCUGCACAACCAAAAGGAAAUGAAUACGGCAGAAAUUACUUUGACCCACUGAUGGAUGAGGAAAUAAACCCAAGGCAGUGUGGGAUGGAGGUCAGCAGAGAGGAAGGUCAAUCAGAACUGGACACAUGGGAUUCUGAGGCACCCACGAGUUCCAGGAAGAGUCAUGGACUCCACAAAGAGGCCGAUGAAACCACCCCUGCUUACGUCGAAGAGUUUGAAAGACGUGCUCGGGAAGACAUUGUUCUGCUUGGAAGUUCUUCUUCAGGGCAGGAAUGGAAAUUUGAUGGGGAAGGACUCAACCAGCACAUUCCUGUGUCAUGUUUAAAGACUGAUAAAACAUUUCGGAACCCCAGAGCUCCACCAUUCACUGCAGACUUACCCAUUGGUAAAAGGGACAACGUGGCCAAGCUCGGCUCCCUUACAGAGGUAACUAAUGAUUCCCAGGGAGCAGCAGGAUCUUGCUGGCAGGUGCAGCAGACUCAGGCACCUCAGCCUCUUCAAAUACAGAUCAAAUGCAUCAGGGGUCUCAAGGACAAGGCUCCACAAGGCUCUUACCUCCUCAAAGUGUCCCUGCUUGGCCGACCAGGGGGCUGUGCCUUGCAGUGGUGUCCAACAGAGGAGCUGAAGACCAGAACACAGGCAGUUAGGCAUAAUGGAAACUUCUAUGAUGUGAGUCUGCAUUUCCACAAGAGCCUUCACGUGGUACUACCCCAAAGGAAAGAUGUGAAACCUGGCAUAGCUUUCUUAUUUGAACUCUUUCUCCUUCGUGGGAAACAUGCCUGCCUUGGCCAGGCUGUGGGCUGGGCAAUCUUUCCCCUGUGUGAUAACAACUUGGAUGUAGUGGAAGGAAAAUUCAAGUGUCCCCUUCUCCGAGGACAUUAUGACCGGAAAUCCAGAAGUUUUAGGAAAAUUGAAGAUUUGAUUUGCCUGGACUUGGACCACUGGCUGUGCAAUCUCUAUUUUCAGGUCAUUAAACUUCCUUCGCUUUUGGAUGAUGAAAAAAAUCAUGAAAGCAAUACUCAGCUUGGCACUGAAUUUCCAAUGCAUUUAUUGGUUAAAGGAGAUAAAGGAAAAUUAGGUGUACAUGAUACAUCUGGCCCCUGGGAGAAAAAAUCUGAGAAAGAUAUAUGUGCAUCGAUGGAUAAUGGAACUCAAUCCACCUUACACUCUUCUCAGGGGAGCUUUUCUAAUAAAAUGGGUCCCUGCCCUGCGGAUGGUGAUCUCAGUCUCUUGAAAGAAGACCGUGAAUCACGCUCUCAGGGAAAUAGCCUAACUGAUCAUUCUAUGAAGGAAAAAUCAACUGUUUGGAGACCCGAAGAACUUGCAGAUGAUUCACAGGAUACAUCUUACUUGGAGGAACUGGAAAAACAUCGAUUUUCUGUUUGCUGUUCUUCAGUGGCUGCAGGUCGGGGAUCUGGAGAAUUCUUCCAGCAUCUCCAUUUUGCGCUGGUGUUGGUGUUUUCAGAACUUCAAUUAGCUCAGUGGCAGAGCCAGGGCUUCUGGUACAUCAUCCUGCUGAUGGCUUCUCUCUGGUUCCUGAGGCUCUACCUGCAUUACCUUGGCCAGUGGCUUUUCCUAUGGGCCAUUUCAACUCCAGUUACAAAAUUCCACUUUUACCCCUACACAGUUGAGCUUUGCUACCCAAGUUCUUUGCUUCGCAUGGAAGAGGAGCUGCCUGUGGUUGUGGCGGGGCCCUUGAUGCUGAACACAAUCAUAUUCCUCUUGGUUCUGAUCAGAUGGGGCUGUCAGCUGCUGUUUGCCUCCUGCCCUGACGCCUUGUCAAAGUUGAUCAUCGCCAUGGGACUAUGGACAGUUCUGGACCCACUGGCAGUGUUUAUAGUGGAUACUUUCCUGGGGAGGCUUACACCUGAUGGGGAGAUGCCUAUAGCCGAUGCAGCCAAGCUCUACUGGGCGUUUGUAAGAAGCAGGCAGCUGGGGAUUCUUGGUGUGAUGAUCACGAUGCUACUUUACAUUCUCCUGUUCAUCAUUUCUGCCCUGAUUUUGUAUUUGUAUUGUCUCAGGUUGCACAGUGACUCUUGGAUAUUGGAUGCAUUUCAGCGUAUCCACAGUGAAGAAUCCAAGUUCUUCAUUCCGUAUGAUUUGGAGAUUUCCAAUCAGGAGCUAAGUUACAUAGUGAAAAGAUCCCAGCAAUGGAGAGGAAUCAAUGGUGAACGAAGGAAGGUGGCAGUGUAUGAUUACAUCUGGAAAAGCCAUGGCAUCAAGUCCAGUGUCUCCAGCUGUGACCUCCAACAUCAGAAUGAAAUCUCUGGGUCUGCACUUGGUCCAGAAGAAGUUACUUCUCAUGUGUCUAUAUACAGUGUUUAUCCCAGUGGGUUCCAAGAGCUGUACCGCCAUUUUCUCAGGCUCCCCGGUGGUGCCAUUGUUGAGGUGUUAGGUGAAAUCAGUGCCUUGAAGUUUGUCCACAGAGAAGUGGUCAUAGCUAUUCAGGAGCACAUAACUGAAAUGGACACCGUUCAAUCAGAAGUCAGUAGCAGGUAUCAGGAAGAACAGAUAGAAGUCAUGCCCGUCACUAACAGUUCUCAGAGAGAAUGGAAACCUCUUUCAUCUUUCUUACCUCCAAAGGAGCUACUGGGCCACUCGGAAAUUGGAAGAGGGAUGGGAUCAUUUCUAACACUCUUGGGAGCAGUUUUAUCUCAUAUGGAGGGAAUGAGGGGAGUGAUUAGAAGAUAA